Messenger RNA from Haliotis rubra (blacklip abalone), 1763 nucleotides. Its product is annotated as E3 ubiquitin-protein ligase TRIM33-like. Gene Ontology annotation, molecular function: zinc ion binding. The record is from RefSeq and is a predicted model, not a curated record. The transcript is spliced from 3 exons. NCBI's taxonomy places the organism in Eukaryota, Metazoa, Mollusca, Gastropoda, Lepetellida, Haliotidae. The coding region runs from base 64 to 1662 and encodes 532 amino acids.
CUCUCUCUCUCUCUCUCUGUCACACACACCCGGUAGUCUGGUGACACGGACGGUUUAGUCGAGAUGGCGACCUCCCAGAAGCUGACCGAACACUUCCUGACGUGUACAAUAUGUACAGAGGUGUUCGUCAAUCCCUGUACACUUGUGUGUUAUCACACUUUCUGUCGGAAAUGUGUAAUCAACUUCACCAAAACCAGACCAGAAGCCAUCAAUGCCAAGUCGCUCAUCUGCCCUUUCUGCAGCAAGAUGACGAAGGUCUCUGACCCUGAGAAACCAGUGGAGGAAUGGGCAGAUGACGUCAAGCCAAGCUUUGUCAUGCAGGGACUUUUGGACUCGUUUGGUCCGGAAUCAAAGGAUUCAAACUUUUGCGCAUUCUGUAAAGAGGGACGGGAGACAACUCCAGCUGUUGUUUGGUGUUCUGUCUGUGAUGACGCACUAUGUGAGAAAUGUGUCAGAGUGCACAAUCGCAUCCCAGCUACACGUCACCAUGACGUCACUGAACUGUGUGGGGAGGUCAGGGUCAAAAGAAAGCGAAAUGUCAUGUGCAAGGAACACAAGCAGGAAUGCGUGGAGUUUCUGUGUGAGGAUUGCGAGAAGAUGGUUUGUUACAAAUGUUGCAUCAUUUAUCACAGGAAGUGUGAUUCCUUUGUCACAAUCGAGUCACAGAUCGAGACCAUGAGAAGUGAACUCAAGAAGAAGAAAGAGGCGUUAUCAAAGAAGCAAGAAGACACGAAAUACAAAACUGAUGAACUGAAAUCGUCAUUAAAUAGAGAAAUGUCUAGAUACGCACGAAUGGAAGAAAACAUAAUGUCUGUAACACAGGAAGCCAUUCAACAGAUCACGUUUAAGAGAAAGCAACUUCUGGAUAAUCUCAAAGAGAUGUCAGACAUCCACAUCGGACAACUGAAAGCAAGUGUAAAAUCAAGAGAGUUUUCAUUACAGAUGUACCAACAACAGACUGAGCUGAUAGACCAGGCUCUACAAUCUGAAUGUGACAUGGAUGUGUAUGAGAUGUAUCAGGGCUGUGAGGCUGGUGGUGUGGAGGCUGUUGGGGACGCAGAGGAUGGAAUAAUGGUCAGGGUCACAUUCAGACAUGACAUUGAGAAGCUGAGUAAAGCGCUGGGGGAUCUACAGCUGGGUGCGAUAGACGUCCUGCGUGAUGGCGAUGUGGACCUAAUGGCUGAUCCAGUGCUACAAGACACCAUUACAGUCAGAAUAGCAGGAGAACGACGUGCAGCACGGAUGACUGACUUGGCCGUGAUGAUGGUGGAUGGUACAGAAACAGUUGUACUCACAGACUGCGAGAACACCAGUGUGAAGUCUUUCUACACCAGGAACAAUCAACCUUGUCACAGCAGGCUAUGUCUGAGGAAUUGUCCGGAAAGUUUGACAAGGCUGACGUACAACCAGGUGGCUGUAACAGUUCCAGCUAAAAACCAGAUUGUAACAGUAGGUGUCAACCCGGAUCUGGAACUGCUGUCAACCAUCACUACCAGUAAACAGUACUGGGGUAUAACAUUUCUGAACCCGUCAACACUCGCAGCAAGCUCUCCGUCUCCUCCCCUGUGUCGAUAUCCUGGAUAUGACAGGAGACGUGCUGAAGUCAAUCAGCACAUACAAGAGUGGUACCAAGGUCUUUCCGGAUCCCUCCUACCUUUGUAGCACAAGGACAGGGCACAUCCUGGUGUCUGACUGGGGAUCUAAAUCUGUCGUGUGUCUGACCCCCGAGGGUGAGACUGUUUUCCACUACAGACCUACAGGAG